Molecule: messenger RNA, 1115 nt
Organism: Bursaphelenchus xylophilus (pine wood nematode)
Lineage: Eukaryota; Metazoa; Nematoda; Chromadorea; Rhabditida; Aphelenchoididae
Source: the annotation of a GenBank genome assembly
AUGAGAGUCUUGUGUAUCGUUGGGAUAGCACUGUGCUUUUUGUUGUUGGUUCAAUCCGCGCCGCCAGUGGAACGGCCGAAGGAAGAGGAAACAGGUAUCUAUAAUAAUGUUUUUCUUCGUAAAUUUCGGUUGUUUCAGAUGUAAAAGAUAAAUCUGCAGCUCCAGCAAAUGACAAGGAUAAGGUAUGCGUGUCAUGUUUAUUGUUUUACUUGUUUAGGCCAAGGUUACUACAAAAAAAGAAGAAGAACCUCCAAAUUUGGUAGCUCCCGAGAAGUCUGGUGAAAAGAAAGCCACAACCAAAGGUGUGAAAGGGCAAACCGCCGCAGACCCCGCACUGACUAGUCAAGGAAUGUCGAGAGGUUCAACGCUGAGUCGGGCAUUGCAAUCUGUUGCGACAUCAGGAAAGGAAAACACUGAAGGUGAUGGACAAGAUAAAGUGGCGAAAAUCGAGGACAAGAAGGAAGUAGAGGAACAUAAGUCAAAGAAGACCGAGGAGGAUGCUAAUGAGGACUUCCGGGACAGAGAUGAGGACAUCGAAGGGGCUGGGAAAGGCCCCAGCGAUAAAAAGAAGGUUGAGGUAGGUUAUUUCUUGUGUAGUAUUGAAAGUUAGGUUAUGAUGAUGUUACCAGGUAUACGAGAUGAGCAACUUUGCCUCUAGCCUUUUCAUGGGUUCUUUGAUCUUUUUCCAUUGAUUUAAUGUCGUUUGACCGGAAUAUUUUAAAGAUAUUACCAGUUUUUCCUUGGUUAUCUGAAAUAUUUCAGAAGCUCGAUGUUCCAAAGCAAAUUGAAGCAGAUGCGAAUAAGGUUAUUGAAAGUCCACCAAAUGAUGAAAUCGUUCAUGGUCGGCACCCUCAACCACCCGCCUACGUCAGUGAUGAACAUGGAUCAUCUAUAUUCAACUACCUCAUCAUUUUCAUCGUCAUUGGCCUAAUUGGAUACACAUACAGGAAAAAGAUCUUUAGUAAGUGUUUUCUUAAUUAUUUUUCUUUCAUUUUAGCUUCAAACUUAAUGAAACGGAGCUAUUUUUAGCCAUGGUAGCCAGUUCUCGUCGUGGUGGUGCUCGAAGAAACGUCCGUUACAGAAAAUUGUCGACCGGUGAAGGAGCUGAUGACUGA